CCAUAUGCCAUGGGACGCCUCCCGUCGUAUCAAGUCCUUCAGAUCUUGCCAUGUAUACUUCUUCGGAAGCUUCGCGAGGCGUUUCAGUAGGUAUCGACAUCCAGAUGUUCGGUUACUCACGCCUUCGAUGCAGAACAAGUACGACCCGAUACUGCUAGAACGAGAACUUCCCGCCAUUGACUUUGAAGCUCAAAACCCCCAAAAAGCAAGCAGCAACGCAGAGAACCGUACCCGAUCAGAUCAUGCCACUUAGGAGAAGGAAGGAACACAGCGAAAGUCAGAUACCCACUGAUGCUGCGCCGGAAGGAUAUACAUAUAAGUACCCGGGUUAAAGGGCUAAUCUGGCAUGU
Molecule: messenger RNA, 350 nt
Organism: Baudoinia panamericana UAMH 10762
Lineage: Eukaryota; Fungi; Ascomycota; Dothideomycetes; Mycosphaerellales; Teratosphaeriaceae
Exons: 1
Coding region: 5-253 (82 amino acids)
Source: RefSeq, a predicted model, not a curated record